Messenger RNA from Chenopodium quinoa (quinoa), 1240 nucleotides. RefSeq names its product zinc finger A20 and AN1 domain-containing stress-associated protein 8-like. The transcript is spliced from 3 exons. The coding region runs from base 480 to 992 and encodes 170 amino acids. The record is from RefSeq and is a predicted model, not a curated record. Lineage: Eukaryota; Viridiplantae; Streptophyta; Magnoliopsida; Caryophyllales; Amaranthaceae. Gene Ontology annotation, molecular function: zinc ion binding; DNA binding.
CAAUAUACGAAGUAAUAUUUUCUCUGUCCUCAACUUUGCUCUUAUCAUCAUCCUUUUUCUUUUUUUCCCGAAAUGUCCCUGUCAUUCUUAAUCAUCUUCCACUUGUGAGAUUUUUCUUAUGUUUAUCUUAGAUUUUUCCAUUUUCAUCUACUAAUAAUACUACCCUCAACUACCUUUUUCUUUUUAUUUAUACGUUUUAUUAUAGUAAAGGAUUCUACCUUUUUUUUUUCCAUCAAAUUUUAAUACCAUUUCUAUUAUUAAUUAUAACUACCAAUAUUGUUAUUAAUAUUUACUUUAUUUUUCUUUCUUUCUUCAAAUUUUGAAAUUCUUAGUUUUCCUCGAUUAUCUAGAUCGUCACCAAACCCUAAUUAUUUUCCCCCUUUUCCAGAUCUUAUAACCAGGUUGAAGUUUACUGGAUUUAUCAUGGGUUCAAGCUUAAUAACUGCUGAUGCUUCCGAUUCAUCUGAAAAAUUAAAAAGAUGGAUCAUAAUGAGACAGGAUGCCAAGCACCAGAGCGCCCAACUUUGUGCAUUAAUAAUUGUGGCUUCUUUGGUCAUGCAGCCACAAGGAAUAUGUGUUCCAAAUGUCACCGAGAAACAGUGCUCAAGGAUGAACAGGCAAGGUUUGCAGCCUCUUCCAUUGAAAACAUAGUGAAUGGGAACAACAAGGGCAAAGAGGCUGUUGUUGUGCCUGCUGCUUCUGUUGAUGUAAAAUCUGGAGAGGUAGAGACAAAAGUUGUAAAUGUUCAAGCUGCUAGCGAGUCAAUUGUUGGACAGCCUUCUGAGGACAAGAAAGCGGGUCCAAGUAGAUGUUUAACUUGCCGUAAGCGUGUUGGUUUGACUGGUUUUAGUUGCAGGUGUGGUAACCUGUUUUGUGCCGCUCACCGGUACUCUGACAAGCAUGAUUGUCCCUUCGAUUACCAGUCUGCUGCUCAAAAUGCCAUAGCUAAAGCCAAUCCAAUCAUCAAGGCAGACAAGCUCGAUAAAAUCUAGAAGCAUGAUGACAAGUCACCAGUUUCUUUCUAUCGUUGUUUUUCGCUUUUAGUAUUGCUGCUUUCCUUGUUAGAAACUAUUAUGUCUAUAAAUGUAUGACAGGGGGCAGUCACAGAGGUGCACUCACCUUGUUUGCCAACUGGGUUGGCCACCUCUGCACCAGUUUGUAAGUACUUAUUUGCUGGUUUGUGGCACUUUGAUAAUUAAUUUGCGAGUUUGGGUAUUAUCUCUAUGAUCACUUCUGCAUA